This is a messenger RNA of Gymnogyps californianus (California condor), 2891 nucleotides long. RefSeq names its product Wnt family member 9A (gene WNT9A). The coding region runs from base 3 to 1094 and encodes 363 amino acids. The record is from RefSeq and is a predicted model, not a curated record. Gene Ontology annotation, biological process: neuron differentiation; cell fate commitment; multicellular organism development. The transcript has 4 exons. Gene Ontology annotation, molecular function: cytokine activity; frizzled binding. Gene Ontology annotation, cellular component: extracellular region. Lineage: Eukaryota; Metazoa; Chordata; Aves; Accipitriformes; Cathartidae.
AGAUGCUGGAUGGACACGUCCUGCUGGGAUGGCUCUCCUCCUGCGCGCUCCUAGGGCUGCUCGCCUGCGCCCCGCGGCCCUCCGCCGCCUACUUCGGGCUGACGGGGAACGAACCCCUGACCAUCCUCCCUCUGACCUCAGAAAUGGAGGAAGCUGCCAUCAAAGCCCACUACAAAGUCUGUGACCGCCUGAAGCUGGAGAAGAAGCAGCGCAGGAUGUGCCGGCGGGACCCUGGCGUGGCCGAGACCCUGAUGGAGGCGAUCAGCAUGAGUGCUCUGGAGUGCCAGUACCAGUUUCGCUUUGAGCGCUGGAACUGCACCCUCGAGGGUCGCUACCGGGCCAGCUUGCUAAAGAGAGGUUUUAAGGAGACAGCCUUCUUGUACGCCAUCUCCUCCGCAGGGCUGACGCAUGCCAUGGCCAAGGCGUGCAGCGCGGGGCGGAUGGAGCGUUGCACCUGCGACGAGGCACCUGACCUGGAGAACCGCGAGGCUUGGCAGUGGGGUGGCUGCGGCGACAACCUGAAAUACAGCAACAAGUUCGUCAAGGAGUUCCUGGGGAGGAAGCCCAACAAGGACCUGCGAGCCAGGGUGGACUUCCACAAUAACCUCGUGGGCAUGAAGGUCAUCAAAGCUGGAGUGGAAACAACCUGUAAAUGCCACGGCGUAUCUGGAUCCUGUACUGUCCGAACGUGCUGGAGGCAGCUCUCUCCAUUCCAUGAAAUAGGGAAGCAGCUGAAGCAGAAGUACGAGACAUCGCUCAAAGUGGGCAGCACUACCAACGAGGCCACGGGGGAAGGAGACAUCUCCCCACCCAAGAAGUCCAUCCCUGGUCACAGUGAUCAAAUCCCAAGGACUACGGAUCUUGUCUACAUUGACGAUUCCCCGAGCUUCUGUAUGAUGAGUAGAUACUCGCCUGGGACUUCGGGAAGGAAAUGCUACAAAGACAAGAACUGUGACAGCAUCUGCUGCGGGCGAGGGCACAAUACGCAGAGCCGGGUGGUCACCCGUCCGUGCCAAUGCCAGGUCCGUUGGUGCUGCUAUGUGGAAUGCAAGCAAUGCACCCAGAGAGAAGAGGUUUACACCUGCAAAGACUGACGCGUCUUCUGCUUGAUGGCAACCCUCGGUGACGGGCGAUGGCGAUCUGUGAGAACUACAUAUGGAGACAAACAGGGUUUGAUUGACCUUCUGGGAUCUGAAAGCUAUGUUGAGACAUAAGCACUUUGUAGGGUACAGGUGACCCAGCUGUGUUGCUGUUUUGUUUUUGUUUUGUUUUGUUUUCCUGUAGACUGAAUUUUAAUGAGGUCCAACCAUGUGGAAAUAAGUGCCUGUCACACUGGGGUUAGACACCAGUUGACCUUCACCUUAGUCGUCUAUGCAGUUUGACGGAUCAUUUAUCCUUGGAACAUCUUGAUCGUUUCACCAAUCCUCCAUGAACUCCUGGGCUAAUAUAUUCUCUUUGGCAUAAAUAACCUAUACUACUUUAUUGCUGAAGCUUACCCAACUGCUUAGAGAGCUAAGCAGAUACGAAAGAAAGAUCUUUCUGCUUUGAAUGCGAUGGUACGGGAAGCGGUCAUUUAUUUUCCCUUCUAAAACUGGAGAGAGGUGUGUAGGGUAAGCAGGAACAGCCCUGAUGCUUCCUCUAGUGGAGUUUCUGCACAUCGAGCAAACAAGGCUCUGACAAAGAGACCCACUGGGAGGGUAAGCUUUUUAACGACAGCUCCGUAUCUGCAUGCUUUGAUCACCAAAUACAGCUCAAAAAAUCUUGGGUCCACCAUGUUGCAGACAGAAAUAUAUCCAAGAAAGAGGUUGGGAAGACAGUAGAAAACCAAAUGUGCCUGUCCCCUUCAGUCCAAUCACGUGUUCUUUUUUUAAAACAAUUUCUUCAAAUGCAGUUUCUUUAGCACUAUCGCUGUCUUAAUUUUUAUUUUUUUUUUUUUAAAAAAACCACUAGAUACUUUUGUUUUAUUUUCACUUUGUGCAUGAUUUAUUUUUCUCUCCUCUUCCCACCUCUUGUUGAUUGAAUUCACCCUGUGGUAACUGCUUCAGAAAUCUGAACUGGAACCUUUUAGUCUUAUGCCAGCUGAAUUUAGACGUGUGUUUCUGAGUAGGACAAGAGAAAUUCGAGUGCAUCUUGGAAUGCAGUGCUGUCUUGCAUUGUAUAGCAGCCAUUUUGGACUGGAUCAGACCUCUGGAGGAGUUGACUUUUCUUUUACUAGGUCAUCAUUCCAUUUACUCUAAACCAUGGCAGUGGUACAUGACACAAGCUAUAUGUAAACCCUACUACCGUAAGAUUUUUUUUUUUUAACCACUAGAUCGAGAACUGUAUUUUAAAAAUACAACUGCUAAAUGGUAACCAACUAUUGGAUUCGGAACAACCAAUCGAGGCAGAGACAAACUAUCAAGUGGCCAGAGAAGCCAGAAAUUGACUGCAGUGGUAGAUUGCUCUGACGCUGUGAAAUAGAUGACAACCUUCAGCAUUUCUUUUUUCCUUUGAAGAGGAUACUUACAAUCCAGGACUUGAUGCGGCGAUAUCCUUCAGUCAUAUAAAAGUGGAUUGGAAGCAGCCAGUGAAUGCCUCAGCGAAGCUUUUUGCUGGAAACACUGGAGAGCGGAGGGCAUUUUAUUUUCUUUUUGGUAGCAAUUUUUGAUUGUCCAGUAGUAGCAAUUUCCACCGAUUUUAUAUAAGCCAUUGAUCUGGUUCUCAAAAGAGGAAAGCUGGCUGGAGUUUUUCAAGCAGUAGUAGAUGUUAGCCAAGCAAAAAGAGAGCGGUUUUCCAAGAUGGACCAUUAUUUUUCAAGGUGUUUUUUCUUUUCUUUUUUUUUUCCUUCUUUUUUAAAAAUUUUGUUCCCCAAAUAGUAGCCACUAAUAUUUAAGCUGUUCAUGUGCAUCUAC